Messenger RNA from Lasiosphaeria miniovina, 1299 nucleotides. RefSeq names its product P-loop containing nucleoside triphosphate hydrolase protein. Gene Ontology annotation, cellular component: mitochondrial inner membrane. Gene Ontology annotation, molecular function: ATP binding; ATP hydrolysis activity. Gene Ontology annotation, biological process: protein insertion into mitochondrial inner membrane from matrix; mitochondrial respiratory chain complex III assembly. NCBI's taxonomy places the organism in Eukaryota, Fungi, Ascomycota, Sordariomycetes, Sordariales, Lasiosphaeriaceae. The annotation marks the transcript as partial. The transcript has a single exon. The record is from RefSeq and is a predicted model, not a curated record.
UCACCUUGGGAUGGAACUUUCUACUUCAUAUACGAGAACCACUUGUUCUGGUUUCGCUCAGCAGAAAAGGACGCCGGCUAUCGUAAGGAGGAGGCAAUUACGGUCUCGGGUUUCGGAUCUCCAGCUGUCUUGAAGCAGUUUUUCGACCACUGCCGGGACGAGUACCUGAAGCUCACUGAGAACAAGACCACUGUCUUUGAGCACCAAGAGGGCAAGUGGAAAAGAACAAAAUUGAGGAGUAUUAGGCCACUCUCAACUGUCGUCAUGAAGGAGGAAGAGAAAAAAGAACUUGUGGAAGACAUCGAAGGGUUCCUCGGCUCCGGAGCUCGCAUGUGGCAUGCCAACCGCGGUAUCCCGUAUCGGAGAAGAUACCUGCUCUACGGACCGCCCGGGACCGGGAAAUCCAGCUUGUGUUUGUCGAUAGCCGGACGCUUUGACUUGGACGUCUACGUUCUCAACAUCUCCGACAUAGACGCCCGCGCUAUGAAUAUGUUACUCACGGAGCUUCCCUCUAGAUGCGUCCUCCUAUUGGAGGACGUGGACGCUGUCGGCAUGACGCAACCUCGACAGGCAGAAGCGAAUACCGAACGAGCUAAGAAAGAUUCGGCGAAGCCCGAAGGCAAGUUGCCCCUGUCAAACCUCCUCAACGCUCUCGACGGGAUAUCAUCACACGAAGGCCGGCUGCUCAUGAUGACGACGAACCAUAUCGACUAUCUGGAUCCGGCUCUUAUCCGGGCGGGUCGUACGGACAAGAGAAUUGAGCUUCCACAUGCUGAUAAGGAUGUGAUGUUUCGGCUUUUCUGCAUGGUCUUCAAGCGGUCGACGAGUGAUAUUCAGGAUCCGGGGAAACCGACAGAAGAUGACGCAGCGAUUGAAAAAUAUGCACAUGAAUUUGUUGGGAAAUUACCGGAGCUGGAGUUUUCCCCGGCCGAAAUACAAUCCUACCUGCUGGAGCAUAGAGGCUCAGCUCGUACAGCGGUAGAGAAGGCGCAGCAGUGGGUGGCUAGAACGAGAGAGGAAAGGAAGAAAAUGAAGAGGGCGGAUUCUUUUGUUACGGUUUCGGACUCGAUCACAAGAUUUGCUUGGGAGUCAUCAUCUCAUUUUUGGGGAGGCCAGAUUGAGAUGCUGCUGGGGGAGGCUCGCUUUGCUGCACUUUACAAAACAGAUUGCAAGAAAUCUAUUCACAUCUGCUUUCUGCUCGCGCAAACGUUAUGGGAAGGUCCAUUGAUCAGCGGGCAUCCACUCCAUCCCAUCGUACCACGUAGUGGACAGGAAGAGGCCGUGGAGAGCUAUCGGUGA